Messenger RNA from Hymenoscyphus albidus, 7244 nucleotides. The record is from the annotation of a GenBank genome assembly. NCBI's taxonomy places the organism in Eukaryota, Fungi, Ascomycota, Leotiomycetes, Helotiales, Helotiaceae.
AUGUCUCUUCUUUCUGUCACUCCUGCAGCGUUAGUACUGUAUACCCAUUCAAAAUUAUACUCAACACUAAUGACUUUCAAGUAACGUGGAUGUCACCGAAGAUGAUGUUUCCAAGAUAGCGGCAAAGUAUGGAUAUGAGUUUAAAGGAAACGAAAAGGCAGAGUUUACAACUCUCCUAGGAGCGACUUGUAAUGCGAUGCAGUUCGUUGCUGAAAUGGACGACUAUCAACCGGAACCAGAUCUUAGUCUUGCUCCAAGGGAGAAUAUGUGAGUGAUGCUUAUUCCAACCCCUUUCAAUCUUAAUUGAUCUAUUCAAGCUAUUUCCCUGAAAAGGCCGAUAAUCCAGAUAACGCCUGGGCCUACCGUUUUCAGCUCGCCCACAAAGCACCCUCGUCCGAUUUACUUCAAGGAAGAACUUUAUGUAUCAAGGACAACAUAACUGUCAGUGGAGUUCCCUGCUUAAUCGGACAAGCACAUGACUUUGGCUGGAUACAAAAAAUGGAUGCCACUGUUGUCUCAAGAAUUCUGGACGCGGGUGGUAUCAUCAAAGGAAAAGCAGUUUGCGAAAAUUUGAGCACAAGACAGCAUCAUUUACAGCAAGAACAGGCCCUGUCAACAAUCCUUAUGCGAAAGGAUAUAGUGCUGGUGGCUCAAGUUCUGGGACUGCAAAUUUGGUUGCGAAAGAGGAAGUUGAUAUGGGGAUUGGAGCUGAUCAAGGUGGGUCGAUCCGGAUUCCUGCAAGUCUGUGUGGGCUGGUCGGCUUCAAGGCGACAGACGGUUUAAUAUACUGGCUGUAUAAGUAACGAGGCAAGCAUUGACUACGUUGGUCCUAUGACCAGAAAUUGUCUUGAUAACGCGUUGUUACUGGAAGCUAUUGCCGGAGUUGAUGGCCUUGAUGAUCGACAAAGAGCUGGUACCCCAUUUCGAAAGGACGUCCCAAAUUACUCUCGGAUUCUGAAGGAUACCAAAGAAGCUGGAGUCAAAGGAUUCCGUAUUGGAGUCCUCAAGGAAGGGCAUUCAUCAAAGAUAAUCGAUCCGAAUGUUGCAGCAAAAUUCCACGCUGCAGUGGAGAUUUUCCGAGAACUUGGAGCUAUCGUGGAAGAAAUUAGUAUUCCGAUGCACGAGAUAGCUCCUGCGAUAUUUGGAGCAGCCAGUAAACAGGGGCGUGCGAUUGUGGGUUUUCUUCGGAUGAGAAGUGCGCUUAAUACUAAAUUAACUGGUUCAUAGGGGCGAGCUGGCCGUACUACUGGACGAAGACAGGUCAUGUUGACAGACCUCUACGAAAGAAUGCUUCCCCUUACAGCGGGAGCAAUGGAUAAAGUAAGCAACACUUUUCGCCAUAAUGUUUUCUCGCACUGAUUCCUCCUUAGAUGAGUCCAAUAAAUAAGAACGGUGUGUUUUCAGGUAUUCGUCUAUUUUCUCAGGUGCAGAAUCACAAACCUAACCGAUAUGGCAGGUGAUUUCUGCUGGGAAAAAUUCCCCUUUGUAUACGCGAAAGCCAUAAAUCUUGGUCGGAAGUUGACCGAGACUUACAAUGAAGCGUUAGCGAAGUACGAUGUUCUUGUUAUGCCAACGACCAUUACAGCUGCCGAUCCGCUGCCUUUGGAAAGUGAUUCUGCGGUUACGAAAAUGAGUAAGACUAUCGGAAAGCUUGAUAAUACUUGUCCAUUCAACGCUACGUGAGUGUUCUCAAGCUCUCUUUCGCGGUUUGGCUUAUUACUUCGUAUCAAAGGUCCUUGAGGAUGUACCCAAGGCAGGGGAGAAGGAGUUACUUAGCUAUGCUAACAUGAGUUCAGUGGACACCCGGCACUUGCGAUUCCGAUUGGAUUUGUACCUGCUGCGGCAGAUGUUUCUGUGCGUGUUCCAGCAAGCAUGCAGAUUGUUGGAAAUCAUUUUGAUGAGAUUAUGUGUUUGAAGGUUGGCUUUGCUUGGGAAAAUGCGAGAUGUUGGAAAGAGUUUUGAAGCAACCGCAACCCGGUCCGCAACCUACCAGAAGCUUGAUUAGCCGAUGAUCAGGCACUUCAUGCCAGUAGUAUUGUAUAUAAUACGGAUAUUGAAAGUUCAAAAUUAUACUUCUAUCCAAGUCACCCGCAGGCUCGCCAGGCAUCAGAAUAUCCCCGCCUCCCCGUGAACCUGCAAAUAUAUAUAUAUGUUUCCAGGUGGGCUUGGGAGGUUGUUAGAAGUGCCACGUGACAUACGAGGGUGGAUCUUGGCGAAUAGGAAGCAACCUCUAUCACUUGGCAUUGGGACCCACCCAUAUUUUUUUUGACAGCUCUUGAGCGUUCUGAGCGUUCGAUGGUGAAGCCCUUAGGUUUACGUGGGUAAAUUCAACAGCUCCAAGCCCUUUUUGUGCCAACAUUCUUUCCUUGUAUGUACCAUGCGAUAGUAAUUGGGGACUGUCCACGCCACUGUCUCUGUUUUUCCCCUUUUACUCACGAUUCGCCCUUCUUGUACUAUAAUACUUACAAAGAUGCUUGUUCGAGCCGCUCGAAGGAAAGCACUUCCACUUCCACGCCAUUCAGCAAUCCGACUUAGCAAAGUACCGCAGCGUUCAGAUCUCCCACGACUCUGCCAGUCGUGCACUACUCUACAGUGUGUCAGUACUACAGCUCAACGACGAUGGGCCACGGAUACCGCCCCUCAGCGACCGGAACUACGACGGCGGCGAAAUUCGAACGACAUCUCGAAUACAAAUACUCGGCGCUCCAUGGCCACGGCUUUGGCAUACGAAGAUAUACCUUUUGAGAGCGGGUUUAGUGUUCCUCCACCUUCGCCGUCCUACACUAAGAAUCGUGGGUUGCCACAAUCACAUCUUGUUCCAGCCCCAGACCUGUACGGCGAUGCUCGGAUAUUCAAGAAGCUAGUAACUUCCGAACAAAAGAUAAAAUCGGUCGGAAAUGGGAUUUCGGGUGAUGUCUCCGAGGUACUGGCUGUCUUUCAUGCAUGUCUUGCGGUGGGUAGGAUAGAGCGCGCGGGGGUGAUUUUACAUCGGAUAUUAUGGAAGACAAAGAUGACAGAUGAGGAGACGAUUGAUCUAAAUAAUCAGUACCUGCGCGCCUCUGUCGAGCACAUCUCGACACCUCCAAGUGAAGCGGCAAGACAGGCCAUACACAAGUGGUUUGAACUCGAGAUUCGUCUGAAGCAGGUUCCUUUUACUGCCGAGACGAUUGCGUACAUGCUAAAAGCAUCACUUCAUUCUCCAGCUGAGGAAACAGGCGGAAACAGAAGGCGACUUGUGCGACGAUAUAUGGCUAUGGUACCUGGUGAUGAGGUACUGGAGGUUUUCGCGACGGAUCUUUUGACAGGCGCAGAACUAAAUCAGAUAAACCAAAUAUGUCCUCGAUACAACUUAGCAGACCCCCUCAUCGACAUGGAUAUUGAACAACCUGAAUCUCCAAUGGAGCAUUAUGAGGCGUCAGCGGAAUUGGGCAACAAGAGAGCCAUAGUGGAGAAAAAAGCCGCCAAUGCCGAAGUCAAGCCAGUCAAACAAAAGGGUCUCGGGUUGAAAUCUCUCAAAAAGGCACUCUCGCUCUUUUCAAACAUCCCCUCUGGAGGUCUUUCAAUGGGUGAUAAGACUCUCGAAGAGCAACGCCAAAUUCAAACAGAACUCGAGCAAGGUGCGGUAGACGCUGCAAUGUAUCGAUGGAGAGAUGAGCAUGAGUCGUUGGUAAAGAUGGGUGUAAGUUCGAGUUUACAAACAAAGUCUAUAGGAGCAAGGAUGUGGCAAUGGCAGCUUAUUCUCACAAAGACUCUCAAACGAGAGCUGGAGCUGGUCGAAGUGGCGGAAACUAUCCAAAUAAAGACGCGAAAAGAUGAGGAGCGUUGUCUGUAUGGCCCUUUUCUACGAAUGCUUGCUCCUGAUCAAUUGGCUGCCCUUACUAUCCUCACGUGUAUGUCCCAAUUAGGGUCAUCAGGAGCCGACAAAGGUCUUGGUCUGACCCGACUGGUUAUGAGUCUUGGUAAUGCCGUGGAAGAAGAGUGUCUUUUCCAGGCCAUCGACAAAGCCCGCAAAAAGCAUUUGUGGCCCAAGAGCGGAGCUCUUGAUCUCGGAAAUCUUAAAAAACUUACACGGGAACGCGGUACCGGAACAGCGACCAGGCUGGUUACUUCACUGAGUAAAGAGAGUGGGAAGUCUUCUGAUCUGGGCUGGGCGGCGUGGCCAUUGAAUCUGAAAGCGAAAGUUGGUGCAUACUUGUUAUCUGCUCUAGUUGACGGUGCCAAGGUUCCAGUGGUCUGCAAGCACAAGACGACACAGGUUGAGAAUGUGCAACUCCAACCAGCUUUCACUCAUUCAUUUCACUACAGAUUGGGCAAGAAAAUUGGCAUUCUUUCCGCCAACAAAGCUUUGGUCGAAUCCCUGAAGCGGGAACCAGUACACGGUCUUCUGGCAAAACAUUUGCCAAUGCUGGUUGAGCCUGAUCCAUGGACCAUGUUUGAUAAAGGAGGUUUCCUCGCGCAUCCUUCCAAGCUGAUGAGAGUAAAACAAGGAGACAAAGAUCAAAGAUAUUAUGCGGAAGCUGCUAUUGGACAAGGUGACAUGAAGGAGUUAUGCAAAGGUUUGGAUGUGCUCGGCAAAACGGGUUGGACCAUCAAUCAACCCGUCUUUGAAGUUAUGCUAGAAGCGUGGAACUCAGGCAAGGCUGUUGCUAACAUACCACCUGAAAAUCCAGAAAUAGAAAUUCCAGAGGAGCCUGAAAGUACCCAAGAUCCCUUGCAGCGUCGGAAGUGGCUCCAUGAGGUGAAGCGGAUUGCGAAUCAGAAAACUGGGCUGCACUCUCAAAGAUGUUUUCAAAACUUCCAACUUGAAAUCGCCCGGGCUUUGAGGGACGAAACCUUUUACUUCCCUCACAAUUUGGAUUUUCGAGGACGCGCUUACCCUAUACCACCUUAUUUAAAUCACAUGGGUGCUGACCAUUGCAGAGGUCUGCUAAGAUUCGCUAAGGGUAAAGAGCUUGGCGAGACUGGACUCAAAUGGCUUAAGAUCCAUCUUUCAAACGUUUUUGGAUACGACAAAGCGAGUCUUCGGGAGCGAGAAGAAUUCGCGGAUACGCAUGUCGCCGAAAUCUACGAUUCUGCAUCAAACCCCAUGGGUGGAGAUAAAUGGUGGCUCGACGCGGAGGAUCCAUGGCAAUGUUUGGCUGCUUGUAUGGAAAUCAAAAGUGCCCUUGAUUCGCCGGAUCCUGCUCGUUUUGUAUCCAAACUUCCUGUGCACCAAGAUGGUACAUGUAACGGUUUGCAACAUUACGCCGCAUUAGGUGGUGACCUUUGGGGCGCUAAGCAAGUCAAUCUUGUGCCCUCGGACCGUCCUGCAGAUGUUUAUUCUGCGGUCGCUGAAUUGGUGCAGAAGGAAAUUUCCAAAGAUGCCCAGAAUCGCAAUCCUCAUGCAGCACAGUUGGACGGUAAGAUCACUCGAAAGACUGUAAAGCAAACGGUCAUGACAAAUGUGUAUGGGGUUACUUACGUCGGCGCCAAGUCCCAGGUCAAGAAGCAGCUUCUCGCGUCGCUACCAGACCUUGGUACCGACCAAGUUACUGUGGAAGCCCUCGCUGGAUAUGUAGCGUCAAAGAUAUUCAAAGUUCUCGGUAACAUGUUCAAGGGAGCUCAUGACAUACAGUUCUGGUUUGGAGAAUGUGCCGGGAGGAUAUCAACUUCUUUGACACGGGAACAGAUAUCUUUCAUCGAGGCUGAGUUACCCAACCUCAAUAACCAAACACCCCGAGGGAAGAUCCGAGUGUUGGAGCAAUUGAACACCAACUGCAUGUUCAGAUCUACAGUCAUAUGGACAACACCCUUGAAUAUGCCUGUCGUACAGCCAUAUCGCUCGUCUAAGACCAAAUCUGUCUUGACAAGCAUGCAGAAUAUCUUGCUGAUGAACCCCCAUCGAACCGAUCCUGUCCAGAAGCGAAAGCAGCUUCAGGCAUUUCCUCCAAACUUUGUUCAUUCUCUGGAUGCCACUCACAUGCUACUCUCUGCAAUAGAAUGCGACAGGGCUGGGCUAUCAUUUGCAGCGGUACACGACUCGUUCUGGACGCAUGCUGCGGAUGUCCCGAUAAUGAAUAUUGCCCUUCGAGAUAGCUUCAUCAAGCUUCAUGAAGAGGAUGUUAUCGCGCGUUUACGCGACGAGUUUGUGAGCAGAUAUCAGGGCAGCAUGUACCAAGCUCAAAUCCGUAUCAACACAGACGUCGCCGAAAAGAUCGCAAAGUGGCGAAAAGCCAACCCACUGCCAAAAAAAUACAACGGAGGGCCCAAAAAGCCAGGCUAUCUGCACGAGUUGAUAUUGGAGCGCGAAAGAUCUAGGCUGCUUGAAUCAGACAACCCGGAGGAGGUGAAAGUAGGAAUGGAAAUGGUGACUCCUGCGAGCAUUUUCGCAAAGUUUAGUAAACAUGGGGAUUUAUUGAGCGACCCCCACGUAGCCGAAGUUGCCUUGGGUGCAUUGUCGAAAGGAGAAACCAGUAUUAAGGGAGUUGGAGAGGAAGAGGAGGAUUUGGAUCAAACUCACAGCGAGCAAAUCUACGAUGAUCAAAUUCAUGACGAGCAAACCCACGACGAGCAAUUUCAUGAGUCUGAUCCAGAGAAUGACGCCCUCUUGCCAGAACACCAAUCAGACGAGGCCGAUUCUGGAGAGCAAGAUUCGGAAUCAACCAAUCGCGGUCCCUCCCCUUGGAAGAAAAUCUUUAUGAAGCAGAGAAAUAAAAAAAGAACAGCCAUACCAGUUUGGCUCCCAUUGACAUUUCCACCAAUUCCUAAAAAGGUAAGAGCAUGUACCUCGAUCUAACUAGAAGCGUUUGACUAACAACCAUGUAGGGCGGAUUCGAUGUAUCGCAAACUAAGAAUAGUCAAUAUUUCUUUUCAUGAAGUCUUCAUUUUCUGCAAGUAAAUCUUGCUUCAUCACGGUCUUUGACAAGGUAAUGGGGGGGGUGGGGUCUCCAUUUUGGGAAACUAGGAGUUUCUUUGGAUAGAUGCUAAAAGCGACGCGCGUGCGGGCAUUUAUGGGUUGCAUUUUCAAAGGGCGCUUGGCAUUGUACAGAUGAUUGUUUUUCUUCAGUUUAAACGAGAAGGCCGAGAUGAUUGGCUUGUAGAAAUAGUUCACGCAGUUACGGGGUCUAUUAUCCAUGACAGGGUUUGGGGAUAUAGGCAAAAUGUUCAUAGAAAGACCAGACCUAUUGCACAGGCAUUUUAGGUUUGGGGUAUGUAGAAUACCAUGGUUUGUACAAUAUAAUGGCACCACUCAAGUUUUGUUCUGG